Molecule: messenger RNA, 2600 nt
Organism: Cuscuta campestris
Lineage: Eukaryota; Viridiplantae; Streptophyta; Magnoliopsida; Solanales; Convolvulaceae
Source: the annotation of a GenBank genome assembly
CACAAAUCUUCUGCAGCCACCGGCGACCGCUUCUAACCCUAUCUUUGAAAAAAAACACUGUAAAAAUUCUUUCCAUCUCUCUCUCAAUCUCGAGGGGUGAGAAUGAAACUCCACCGAAAAGGGUUGGCACCUCUGUAAUGAUUGUUGGAGAAAAGGGGUCACAUUAAUUCUGAUGUUUUCUUCAAUGGGGUCUGUUCAGCUUUCUUGUUAAAGCUUCUUCCUUUCUCAGAUUCCGCCAUUGUUUCUCCAAGAUCUGUUCUUUCUUCAUGCUCCUCAACCUAGCUCAGGUCAAAUGGAUUCGACAUCCGUAGGAUGCCUUAUAAACAGCAUUUCUAGGUUCAUUCUUCUCGUAUCCUGUCGCACAUCUAAGGCAGCGUUUGGCCAGAGAGAUUUUGAGGACACUGCAAGUGUGUUGAAACUUUUGAAGCCUGUUCUGGAUGAAGUUGUUGACAAAAAAGUGCCUUUGGACAAACGUGUCUGCAGGAAGUGUGAAGAACUGGACAUGACUGUCAAUGAAGCCCGGGAAUUCCUGGAGAGUUAUUCUCCAAAGAAGAGCAAGAUUCUCUCCGUUUUGCAGAGCAAGCAACUACUACUGAAAAUCAAGAACUCCUCUCUCGACAUUUCUCACAUUUUAUGUGGAUUGUUAGAACCAUCAACGUCUCAUUUGAGACUAUAUGAAACCGAGCGCCGAAUGCAAGAGCUUUAUAAUUGUUCAAAACCGGACAAGUUAGAAUGCAUAAAGGAAGCUGUCGAAAGGCUAAAGGAAGGAAAUGCCCCUUCCUCCCAACAUCUUAUGGCCAUUACACAGUCUUUGAAUCUCACAUCCUCUCAGGAGAUUCUGAAUGAGUGCAUUGCGCUGGAGAAGGAGAGACUCAAAGCAGAAGACCACAAAAAGGGGGAAAACAUCCACCGGGCGACCGAACUCAUGUCCCAAAUCCGCAGUUCGUUGAUGAAACUCGACAACGAAUUGACUUCAUUAGAUGGGCUCAAAAUCCCUCCCUAUUUCUUGUGCCCAUUGUCUCUGGCCCUCAUGUUGGAUCCGGUCAUUGUUUCGUCCGGGCAAACGUACGAGAGAAGCUCUAUUCAGAAAUGGAUGGGUCAGGGACUGAAUACGUGCCCCCAAACGCGCCUUAAGCUCUCCCACUCAAACCUCAUCCCCAAUGUCACUGUCAAAGAUCUGGUGGAAACCUGGUGCAAGCAGAACAAAUGGAGGCCUGACAGAGCUGGCAAUGUUUGUUCCACUCCUGAUGGAGUCGCUGAGGAAGAUGAACUAAGGGAAUCAGAAGAAAAGUCUGAUCAUUCAUCCCCAGAACAUUCAUAUGUUCAUAGCAGGAGCGAAUCGGCAUCAAGUGUUGCUUCCAGUGUGGAUUAUCUUCCACUCGCUGCGACGGAUUCGAAUAAGAACUGUUCUGAUUCAUCAGGAAAACACAAUCAUUGCUCCCAAACGCAGUCCGAAACAGUCACAGCUUCGCGUCUUGAAGAACUCGUCAGAGAUUUGCAGAGCCAGUCGACGGAUGUACAGGCGGCGGCGGCGGCGGAACUGCGGCGCCUCGCCAAACACAACACCGAGAACCGGGCGGCGAUCGGGAAUUCCGGCGCGAUCGAGCCGUUGAUCGCGCUGCUCCACUCGAACUCGUCGCUCGCGCAGGAACACGCCGUCACGGCGCUUCUCAACCUCUCGAUAGACGAGACCGUGAAGGGCGCGAUCGCCGGAAGGGGCGCGCUGGAGCCGCUCCUCCACGUGCUGAGGACGGGAAACCCUAGCGCGAGGGAGAACGCCGCCGCGGCGAUCUUCAGCAUCUCGCUUCUGGAGGAGUACCGGGUGAAGAUCGGGCGGUCCGGCGCGGUCAAAGCGCUGGUUGACCUUCUCGGAUCCGGAACCAUGCGGGGGAAGAAAGACGCGGCCACCGCCCUCUUCAACCUCUCGAUCUUCCACGAGAACAAGGCGCGCAUAGUCCAGGCGGGGGCGGUGCGGCACCUGGUGGGGUUUCUGGAGCCGGAAACAGAGAUGGUGGACAAAGCGGCUGCUCUCCUGGCGAACCUGGCGGCCGUUCCGGAAGGCUGUUCGGCCAUUGCACGGGAAGAGGGAAUCCCGCCGCUGGUUGAGAUAGUGGAGGUGGGGUCCCAGCGGGGAAAGGAGAACGCCGCCUCCAUACUGUUGCAGCUCUGCCUGAACAGUGCCAAGUAUUGCCGGCUUGUGCUGCAAGAAGGCGCCGUUCCUCCCCUCGUUGCCCUCUCUCAGUCUGGUACCACUAGAGCAAAAGAAAAGGCACAACAACUUCUAAGUCACUUUCGGAACCAACGCGAAAGUGCCAUGGGCAGGGGCAAGUCUUGAGCGCAGGUUUUUUCGUUCUCUCUAUCGUUUUUUCCUUUUUAUUUACGAUGCUAAAGUUGGCUCCUCCGUGGUGGGGGGUAUUUUCGGCAUUUUCCACGUUUUUCUGCAAGCGUUCUGUUUGCCAGUAUAAGAAUCUCUAUUAUCCUGCAAGACUGCAAAUGCUUUCGAGAAGCAUUUGCAGCCAAAUUUGUAUAUGCGCACACAAAUUGUUGUCAAUAUUUGUGUUUAGGGGAAGCAAAGAAUGAUAGAUUAGCAUGAAAUUCUU